This is a messenger RNA of Pangasianodon hypophthalmus (striped catfish), 3668 nucleotides long. RefSeq names its product ferredoxin reductase (gene fdxr). The record is from RefSeq and is a predicted model, not a curated record. The transcript is spliced from 12 exons. Gene Ontology annotation, cellular component: mitochondrion. Lineage: Eukaryota; Metazoa; Chordata; Actinopteri; Siluriformes; Pangasiidae. Bases 470 to 1948 code for a protein of 492 amino acids. Gene Ontology annotation, biological process: ubiquinone biosynthetic process.
GCGUCGUUGAACACGGAUCGUUUUGAGCGGCGGACCUGUUUGUGUUAUGAUGCUUACACUGAGUGCUUCAAUUUCUAAUUUUUAAAAAAAAAAUAUUUUGCAUGUACAUUUCGUUGUUUGUGGUAUUCUAAAGUGGCAGGUUGGCAGUCUGCAUGAGCAGCUGUAGCCUUGAAAUGGCCAAACACAGUGCCAUGCGAUUGUUUUAAACUUUAAACCCCGAUCAGUCGAACAAAGUCCAGUUUAGAGAGAGAUGCAAGAGUGAAUGUAACUGUAGCAGAAGAAUCGGUUCCAGGCGCAAAUCUGAUGAUCAUGAAAGGAUAUUAGCGGUUUAAUAUUAAAGCUGAGACAGUGCAAUGCUGCAAAAAUAUUAAACAGAGGGGGAACCGGAUCCAUAAGCAGCUUAUUAUCUGGUGCUACGAGUCGUUGAUCAGCAAAGCAGCUCAUUCAUUCACUUCCUGAAUGUAUAAACAUGAGGAACAUAAAGAGAUCCUUUCUCGCCAUGCACAAUCUGCUGCAGACAUCAAGAUGUCCAAGAUGUCCAUGUGUCCUUUCAUCAUCAGCACAAAGGCUAUUCUCCACAUGUGCCUCAAGUCCAAAAGUGUGCAUCGUGGGAGGAGGUCCUGCUGGCUUUUACACAGCUCAACAUCUCCUCAGGGCCAGGAGUGACGUGGUUGUGGAUAUCUACGAGCGCCUGCCUGUCCCAUUUGGCCUGGUUCGAUUUGGGGUGGCUCCGGAUCACCCUGAGGUUAAGAAUGUCAUUAACACAUUCACACAGACGGCCCAGCACGAACGCUGUUCUUUCUAUGGCAAUGUCAGCGUAGGUACGGAUGUCAGUGUGGAGGAGCUAAAGAAAGCCUAUCACGCUGUUGUGCUUAGUUAUGGGGCAGAAGGAAAUCGCCCUAUGGGAGUGCCUGGGGAAAACCUAGCUGGUGUGUUCUCAGCCAGAGACUUUGUCGGAUGGUACAAUGGGCUUCCCAGCAACAAAGAGCUAUGCCCGGAUCUGAGCUCUGACACUGCUGUGGUUUUGGGACAGGGCAAUGUGGCACUGGAUGUGGCCAGAAUCCUCUUGUCUCCCCUGGACUUUCUAAAGAAGACGGACAUUACCCAACAGGCCCUGGAGUCUCUCAGAGCCAGUCGGGUGCGCAGGGUUCUGAUAGUGGGAAGAAGGGGUCCUCUUCAAAUUGCAUGUACCAUUAAGGAGGUGAGAGAAAUGAUUAACCUGCCUGAGACUAAAGCUGACAUGCUCCCAGGUGACUUUGAGGGCAUAGCUGAGGCUCUGAAAGAUCUCCCCAGGCCUAGGAAGAGACUGACUGAGUUAAUGCUGAAGACGGUGAAGGUGGAUGAAGGGAGCCUGAAAGCAAUUAAGCAGUGGGGUUUUCGUUUCCUGCGCAGUCCUGUGGAAGUGCUUCCAGAUGCUGAUGGAAAAAAAGUAACAGGAAUUCGUUUGGCUGUCAACACUCUUGAGGGUUCAGGGGAGGAGGCUCGGGCUCUGCCCACAGGACAAACCCAGGAUCUAGAAUGUGGUCUUCUCAUCAGCAGUAUUGGUUAUAAGAGCCUACCUAUUGACCCCUCCGUUCCCUUUAACUCUCGCACUUCCACAGUGCCCAAUGAAAUGGGCAGAGUGUCACAUACAGGAGGGUUGUACUGCAGUGGCUGGGUAAAGCGUGGGCCGACUGGUGUGAUUGCAACAACUAUGAAUGACAGUUUUGAAACAGCACGAGUUCUCCUGAAAGAUGUGGACUCAGGAACACUCGAUGUGUCAGUCAACAAAGCUGGUGCUCAGGAAAUUACAGGCUUACUGAAGUCUCGAGGAGUGAGACCAGUGUCAUUCUCAGAGUGGGAGAAAAUCAACUCGGAGGAGAUGCGGAGAGGAGAAGCUCUGGGAAAGCCCAGAGAGAAAGUACUGGAUGUGAGCGAGAUGCUGGAAGUAGCCUGGUCCUCAUCCUGACUGAGACAUGCUUGAAUGAUAUCAUCAAAUCCCAACUUGUCACACUAUGUGGUGAUUUGAUUAAUGAGGAUUUUGCAUCCGAUUAAACAGCAGUUUGAAAGGUUCCUGACUGGACAUUUACUGCUCUGGAGCUUUUUAUUUGCUCAGUGUCUGGAUGCAGAAAAUAAGAAGAAAAUAAAUCAUGCUGUUAAUGUGUGACUAUAUGUGAAACCUGUACGACCAAGUUUAGAAACCAUUGAGGCGCUAAACCAACCCUGUGCCAAACUAUAACAUCAUGUGGAAAAUAGUUUAAGAUUGCAUCAACAUGGCCACCUGCUGUGAAAACCCAGAUCCAAAAACACAUAAAAUGUCACUUGUCCUAAGAGUGAAUUAAAAGGUCAUUUCCAGUACAUGUAUGUUUCCAGGCCAAAAAUAUGAUUAAUCAUUUCCCUGGUUGGCACUGAAUAUUGAGGAAACAUUGUGGAACAUGCAAGAACUUCUGUUACUGUUUCCCUUAUGUCUGGGCAACUUACAACCUAAAAAGCUGUACAGUGCUUUCUUUGUUUUAACAUGAGUUCUAUUCGUGGCAAAUUUAUAAAUGGGGCAUUAUUGAAUGAUUCAGAAUCAAAAUGUUUUUUUAUUUUUAAGAAAAGAAGGCUUCAAUUGAAAGGGAUUUGACUUCAGUGACUGCCUUAAAGUUUAAAAAAAGUUAAGAAGUAAAUUAAACAAGUACAGGAAAGGUAAUAAAAUGGAAUGCAAAGAUAUACUGCAUAUAUAUAAAGAUAAAUAUAUACAUUAUCUACUUUAUAUAUGGUAAACUGAAGGGUAAAGUAACUUUUAGCUGUAGAUGGUGAUUGCCAGAUGAGGACAACAUUCUUAAACAGACAUUAUAAAAUAAUGUUGUUGUUAUUCUUCAGCUGCUCUUGUUAGGGGUCGCCACAGCCGAUCAUUGGUCUGCAUAUUUGAUUUGACUUUUUACACUGGACGCAACCCUCCCAAAUUUUGUCCUGGCUUGGGACUGGCACUGGGAGUGUGUUCCCUGGCCAGAAAAUUCCCUGACUCGGCGGUGAAGGCGCCAAGGCCUAACCACUAGUCCUCCAGGGACCCAGAUUAUAAAGUAGUUUGAGGUGAGAAAAAAAAGUCAUUGAAAAAAGGCAUAAUGAAUACAUAAUAUAUAGAAAGUAUUGGAACUGCAAGGUCAGUCUAACAGGGCACACAUGGGCAACAAGAAACACCUGUCUAUCACAUGUUCCAAUAUUUUUGAUCACUUGAAAAGUGGGUGGUGUGCCACCAAAGGUGCCAUGUUCUAAGUUGUUUAACACAUCUGGAUGUGAAAAUCAGGAAAUGAAUGUUGAAAUUCUGAGCUAUCAUCUCGUAUUCCUUGUUUGAUCUCAAACCCAAAUGUCUUCAGUGUAUAGCAAAAAUAAAAGAAUUGCCCUUGCUGUUCCAAUACUUUUGGCGGGGCCUGUAAAUUCUGAAACGAUUCUUCAUUAUUAGGAAUUUUAGUGAAAUGUUUUCCACAAGGCCAUGGUUUAUGGCUAUUCAGGUAUUAAUUUAUUUGUCUUGUCAUAAUGCCCUAUUUACAGAUUUUUGUCACAGAUGGACAACUGUAAAACCUCAGAUGUGGUCCGCAUUUUAGUAUGCAUAUUGAAGCCUUGCAGUUAAUACAUUAAGUAAUUAAUGUCAUUAUUUUUAUGCAUGUUAAAAGAAUAAUAUCUAAUAAUAAAUGUCUAAUAACAAA